Messenger RNA from Aegilops tauschii subsp. strangulata, 3080 nucleotides. The record is from RefSeq and is a predicted model, not a curated record. Lineage: Eukaryota; Viridiplantae; Streptophyta; Magnoliopsida; Poales; Poaceae.
AUGGACGUGGAGGGCUGGGGCUGCUACGUGGUCGUGGUGGAGAUCGAUCCCCGGAAGGUGGAGCUGGUGAGGCACAAUGCCAGGAUCUACGGCGUGGAGCAUUUGAUCGAGUUCGUCGUCGGCGAUUUCUUCCACCUCACGCCUUACUUGAAGCAUUCUGUUCAUUCUGUUGGUGUCCUGAUCAUUCUGUUCCUGCCGCUGUGCGCGUCCGACGACAGGCUUGUCUCCAGCAAGCCACUCUCCCCCGGCACCACCAUCGUCUCGGAUGGCGGUGACUUUGCAUUUGGCUUCUUCCCCUCUUCUGGCUCAACGCCGUCCAACCUGUACCUCGGCAUCUGGUACAACGGCAUCUCCGAGCUUACCGUGCCGUGGGUCGCUAACCGGGAAACCCCGGUCAGGAACACUACUACCUCCUCCGCGCCCACGCUCUCCCUCACCAACACCUCCAAUCUUGUUCUCUCUGAUGGUGAUGGCAGUCGUGUUGUUUGGACGACUGGCGUGGCCGCUGCCUCGAGCUCCUAUUCAUCAGAGGCGGUGCUUUUGAAGACCGGUAACCUCAUCAUCCGGUCAUCCAACGGCACCACGGUAUGGCAGAGCUUCGACCACCCAACUGACACGUUCCUACCUGGCAUGAAGAUGCGGAUCAGGUACAGGACACGUGCGGGUGGGCGCCUGGUAUCCUGGAAAGGCUCUGGAGACCCCUCACCAGGGAGCUUCUCCUACGGCUGCGACCCAGCCACCAUUAUCCAGAUGUUCCUCUGGGAGGGGUCACACCCGGUAUACCGCACCGCCCCAUGGACGGGGUACCAGGUGAAGAAUGAGUACCAAUACCUGAUGACCAACAGCAGCGCCAUCAUGAUAUACCUCAGUGUCGUCAAUAAUGAUGAGGAGACCUACGCAAUAUUUAGCGUCUCGGACGUUACCUGGCGGACCAGGCUCGUGUUGACCUACUCCGGCAUGCUCCAGUUCCAGGGCUGGAACAACAGCUCCUCUGCGUGGGUAAUCUUUGGGCAGUGGCCACACUACGGAUGCAACCGCUACGGCAACUGCGGCCCUUAUGGUUACUGUGACGAGACAGUGUUGCCCAUCCCGACAUGCAAGUGCCUCGAUGGUUUUGAGCCGACGAGCACAGAGGAGUGGAACAAGGGCAAGUUCUCAAAGGGGUGUCGACGGAAAGAGGCACUGCGUUGCAGUGAUGGUUUCUUGGCCUUGCCGGGGAUGAAGCCACCGGACAAGUUUGUGUUCGUUGGAGACACGUCGUUGGAGGAGUGUGCGGCGUCAUGCCGCCGCAACUGCUCAUGCGUGGCGUACGCGUAUGCCAACCUGAGCAGUGGCAUGGCCAGCGGAGGUAUGCCAAGGUGCUUGUUGUGGGUCGGUGAGUUGGUUGACACCGGGAAGUUACACGCAGACCCUGUGAGCGACACGCUCUAUCUGCGGCUUGCAGGCUUGGAUGCAGUAGCUGGUACCACUUUAUACCUUAUAUUUAUAUAUACUCGUCCGCACUAACUCUCUUUUUGUUUUAGAUAGACAAGACCCAGUGCAACUCGGAGACGCCUUGGCUAUGUAUAAUACUUUGUUUUUACGUGCGCUGCACAGGUAAAAGGAGAAGGAGCACUGCAGUGAAGAUUGUACUGCCAGUUUUAGGAAGUAGUGUCCUGAUACUCAUGUGUAUUUCCCUUGCAUGGUUGAAAUCCAAAGGUGCGUUUAGUUUACAUUCCUUACCUUCCCGAAACAUUCAAGUUUGUCUAUCUAUUGUACCCCCAUUCCAUGAAAGCUUUAUAAACCCCAUGAAGAUGCAAAUCCAUGCUGGUAAUGCGGUAGUGGCAAUUCAUCAAUAGUUAGCCCAAGAAUUUUGUAUUUUCUAUCUAUUUACAAGCAUUGUUUGUCUGCAUUGCCCCUUUCAUAAAGCAUGUUGCUAAAAAGACGUAUGUUAUGCAGAUGGAAUUAUUCUAUACUCUCUCUGUUUUUAUUUACUCUGCAUAUUAGACUUGGGAUUGAAGUCAAGCUUCAUAAAAUUUGACCAAGUUUAUAGAAAUAAAUAUGACCGUUUAAAAUAGCAAAUCUAUAUGAUGUGAAAGUAUAUUCAAUAAUGAAUCUAAUGGUAUUGAUUUGUUAUUGUAUAUGUUCAUAAUCUUGUAUAUGAACGUUGGCAAAGUUUAACUUUGACCAAAACUAAUAUGCUGAGUAAAUAAAAACGGUGGGAGUACUUGAAAGAAUGGCUUUUGGCUUUAUCUAUGAUAUCAAUACUUACCUUAUAUUAAUAUCUACGCACUUUGUACUAUUUUUUUGAAGAAUGCCCUUUAUAAUUACCAUCCACACCGGUUUGAUGCAUGAAGAUUAUCGUUCUACUGAAUGUCCCCGUGUGUUUGCGUCGUGGUGGUGGUGAAAUAAGAUAAUCUUAUUAGGUAGCAAAAAUAUGUAUGCAUUCUUUUCCUGAGAACAUCAAACACAAAAUAUACCAAAAAAUACUUAAUAUAAUUAUAAGGCAUUAUUUACAUUAUAUUAUAGUAAUUUAAAUUUGUGUUUGCUUGGUGAAUCGUGACGCUUGUCCUUGUGCUGCUGCGUUGGUGCAUAUCCUCAUAGUCAUGUCACCAAAUUAAGCCGACGAAGUGGGAUUACACGGCCCAACCCCAAACCCCUUCCUCAACCCUCGAGGGCGAGACACCUGAGAGGCCAAUGUCCCCGGAGCUAGAGGCUGAGCAGCCGUGGCUUGAGCCUUGAGCAGCACGCCGCCAAUGUCGAUGCUGCGGGGGAGAGGGCUAGUACCAGGUCCACGACCUGCUGACGUACACAGUACCUUCAUCCAAUACUAUGAAGGCGUGCACAAAUCUCAACCAGGAGAAAUCAGAUGCUUAGGUCAUCGACUUCGACAUAAGAAAAAAAAAAUCUAAACGACUAAGAUUUAGUAAAAAAUAUUAUAUCUGUUAUUAAAAUCAUGGCAUACGAUUCUUCCACAUACACUGAGUUAUGCUACAUUCUUAUUUUCAUGGCUGAGAUUUAAGAAGUAAAGAUACAGGGACGUGGGUACUAAAAAAAAAAGAUACAGGAACGUGGCAACGUCCAUAAGAUGUUGUGACCGA